ACACUCGUCCUCUGGUUAACAGAAAGUUUGAGUCGAUUCCAGCGUUGUGGCGUUGAAAAGACAGCGGCGUUAGCGAGACGGCUAGCGUUAGCUUUCGCUUGGGAUCAGGGUAAUACCUGGAGUCGAAUUGUGUGCCACCAGGAACGCCUUCGAAUGUUGCUUGGCUUAUCACAUACGCUAGCACCCGGCUAUUUAUAGGUAAUAGGUCUUGCCAUUUGAGACAAGCCUGCCAUAGCGCCUCCUGUGUUUGUUUUCCAAAAAGAUAAAGCACAAAAGCGAUCAGCAGAGGGUUCAAGUGCAGAGGAUGGAGAAGAUUCAGAUAAAGACGAAGGAAGUUACUGCCCCCCAGUGAAACGGGAGAGGACCUCUUCGUUAACACAGCAGUUUCCACCCCCACAUUCGGUUCCCAAGAACAAUGUAUUCAUGCCCUCAAGUUUCUGCCAGUCUCCAACUGGGAACUCUGACUCUGAGCCAGAGGAGAAGCCUGUGGGAUUCCGUUUAAAGCCACCAACUCUCAUACAUGGACAAGCACCAAGUUCAGGUGUCCCAAGUCAGAAACCCAAGGAGCAACAACGCAGUGUCCUCCGCCCUGCGGUGCUCCAGGCUCCUCCCUCCAAAUCCCACAUGGAGUCCAAUUCCAGUUGUGGGACCAACGGAGUGAAGAAGUCAUCAGAUGGUGGACUUGUGACCCAGUCACUCUUCCUGAACAACACCGAGCACUCAGCCGGCCUCAUCAAAUCACCGAAACAUGAAAAUGAGGAAGAUGGAGCAAGUGGUAACAAAGAGGGGAGUGGAAGAGAAAAGAAGGAGUCGGAUGUAGCAACGUCUUUUGUGUUUGGUCAGAAUAUCAAAGACAGAGCCAAGUUGGAAGAGAACAGUACAGACGACAAGUCUAAGGACAGUGUACCACUGGAGUCUCAAUCAGAGGGCACUAAUUAUUUCUUACAGUACAUCUCCACCCCAAGUUCAAAAAAUGCCACAAACAAUACAGAAGCUGGGGCAAAAUUUGUCUUUGGACAGAACAUGUCUGAACGAGUUCUGAGUCCCCCAAAGGGAGAGUCAUCAAAUGAGGAAAAUAAAGAGGUUUCAGCUGCCCCUGCUUCAGAGUCCUUAUCGCAGGAAGCAACCCCAGAGAAGGUGAACAGCGUGACAGAGUCUUUGGAGGAGUCUGCAGCAGCGUACACCAAAGCCACAGCCAAGAAGUGCAUCUUAGAGAAAGUUGACGUCAAAACCGGAGAAGAAUCGGAAAGCAAUGUUUUACAGAUACAGUGCAAGUUAUUUGUGUUUGAGAAGACGGCCCAGUCAUGGAUAGAGAGGGGUCGGGGUUUGCUGAGGCUCAAUGACAUGGCAUCAACAGACGACGGCACGCUACAGUCCCGUCUAGUUAUGAGGACCCAAGGCAGUCUCCGGUUGAUCCUCAACACUAAACUUUGGCCCCAAAUGCAAGUGGACAAGGCCAGCGAGAAGAGUGUACGCAUCACUGCCAUGGACACAGAGGACCAGGGGGUCAAGGUCUUCCUAAUAUCGGCUAGCUCUAAGGACACGGGGCAGCUGGCUGCAGCGCUGCACCAUCGUAUCUUGGCUCUGAAGAGCAGGGCGGAGCAGGAGCCUGAGGCCCCGGCAGCCACCAUCCCUGAAGCUGAGGUACCGCAGUCCAAUGAGGAGGACAGUGAUGAGGACGAGGUCAAUCCUGCCUCAGCUUCAGCCUCAACUCCUGCUACAGGUAAUUCAGAGGGAGGAGAGAGCCAGGCGGCAGGAAGCACAUAGCGUCUCUCUAGGAUGGCCUGCUAGGAUGCUGCUGUUGAGGCAUUUUGCUGUAGGCAUCUCCAUGGACACCCCUUGACCAACAUGGGUCCUCCAGACCAGUACUUUUGGAUAUUAGAAGUCUAGCUCCAGGAAAUAACCCCCUGUGCCGGAGUGUCUCACCCAACUCGUGCAGUUCAUCUUCUCUGCAUUCAGCGUAAUAUCUGGAGUCGUUUCUUUCCCCCUUCCUGAUUUGUGUUUUAUUUUUGUUUUCGAGUAUUAUGAUUUUUUUUUCUCCGAUAGCAAAAAUAAAGACUUCAAAGUUUUGGUUUGGGACUUGUCUGCUCAUCAUAUUGAUGAGUGUAAGGGUGUUUUCCUCUACAUUUUAAAGUAUGGCACAUGUUAAGACUGCAGUUUCUACUUUGGGACCUUUUUACUCACUCUACAGCUGAACCUCUGGGAGCCACACAUCCAGAGGAGCUUCAUUCACAGUGUAUUGACUAGUCAUCCAGUCAGUUGUUCCUACAUCGAGUCCUACCCUCUCAGUCAGUCUGUUCAUUUGGUUCUGGCAAAUGUAAUUUAUUUUUGGUCAUCAUUUUAACGAGGCAUCUCAACACAUAUGCACUGUUUGUAAUGGCUAGCCAAGACCACUCAAGUCAUCAAUAAUAGCAGUUUCUUAUAUUUCCUAUUGACCUAUACUAUAGUGAAUAAAGGACUGAAACAAUGCUGGUUCUGCUCAUGUGAGUUAAUAAUUUGAGGACAAGAAGAGGGCAGAAGGAUUCACCUGAAAAUUGUCUCUAAAUUCAUGACAUUGUGUUAGUCACUGACCCUUGUGGGUUUUUUCUGUUCGAUCUUUGUUUUUGUCUCUCAACAACUUAACUCAGCAUCAAUCAACAUUCUGCAUGUAACUUUUUCUUUCCAACAUCCUGAGGGUUUAUUGUGUUGAUACAUAUUUUUUAUUUUGAAAAUAUUAUGUAAACUUUUUAUCCAUUUUCAUUUGGAAAAAGACAUGUUGGAAUGAAGACUUAUUUUAUGUGUGGAAAAUUUGAGUGACUGUAACUGUAAUACCCUUGAAUGUCAUGUACAUUUGAAUAUAUUAUCAUUUAGUAGCACACCAUGUUUCUCAUCUCCUCCGACUGCCCCCUUUACAAAAUAAACCAUUUUGGACUGACCUCUUAGAUUUUCUUCA
Myripristis murdjan (pinecone soldierfish) is the source of this 2932-nucleotide messenger RNA. It is a transcript of the gene ranbp3b, whose product is annotated as RAN binding protein 3b. NCBI's taxonomy places the organism in Eukaryota, Metazoa, Chordata, Actinopteri, Holocentriformes, Holocentridae. The transcript has 17 exons. The record is from RefSeq and is a predicted model, not a curated record. The coding region runs from base 424 to 1767 and encodes 447 amino acids. Gene Ontology annotation, biological process: protein export from nucleus.